AAGUCUAUUUACACAGUGGACGCUCUCCUACGUCUGGAAGGUAAUGAUAUAUGUAAAUCGACGUGCGUAAAGGGCUGCUACCCCUCGUCAAGCUACAUCCAUCGCCACUGCCGGUUGAGCGCGCGGAACUUUCGGAAAUUUCAGCAUGGCGACGCUGCGGAGCACCAAAAGCAACAUCGGCGCAAGUCGCUCCGACGACGGCGCCGGCUGUGCAGGCAAGCGGCGAACCGGAAGAAUCGAUCCGACGCUGAUGAUGAGCAGCCGGACCGAGGCAUUCGCAAAAGCUGGCCUAACCUCUCGGCGCUCUUGCGAUCGGCUGUCUCGCACUGGCUCGUCAGGCAGCCUUGCUGUGACCACUGCUACUUCUAGCAAAGGUUAUGGUCGGUCGAAGAGCUACACGCAGCUAGCGCAAGCCGCUGCGGUAGAACGAGGAAGCUCAAAGGCUAGUGCAAAGCGGCGUCAAGGCUCGAGCACCGCAUUAGCUCUACGUGCAUCCAACUCGAGGAUAAGGCUCGCAUCUGGCGUCAAUAAGGACAAACCUGAAAGAGAGCAAGACGAUGACGGCUGGGCUAGUGCAACCGAAGAAGGCAGCACCAACGCCAGUGCUGCAUCCUCUCCAGUCAAAGGAAGCGACGCAGACGACAGCGGAGAUGAGGACGCGCUCGUUGUCGGCAUCAAGAAGAAAGCACUACCCAAACAAAAGGAGAGUGGAUCGAGUGGUGGGGUGCCGCUUCCAGAGGCAUCUACCCUGCGGACCCCAAGAGCGGGCCCGCAGAAAUCAGAAGAGAGGGAUGAAGAUGUUCCUGCUCAUGAUCUCCGAAAUACGCAGAUAAUAGACCGAGCACCGAGCGAGCAAUCCCAGGACGGAUCAGAACGAACGCUGGCGGAAGAGCCAAGCGCUUUUCAAAAUGCGAUAAGCGAUGGUACCCACAGCGCCACUCCAGAAGCUGCGAAUCUGCCUGGUCUAAACACAGACAGCAACAUCAUUCCCGAGGAUCAGCAGCAACUCGCAUUUCCUUCCAGUCAAUCCGCAGGCAACCGCAAUAUCUCGUCUCCGGUGCAGGUGUCCAGCAACGACAGACAGCCCGGUGAGGAUGCACGGCGCGCAUCAUAUGCUGAGACUGAGGCAUCUCCCGCGGCAGCUUCGACCCACAGCCGCCUUUCUGUGCGCGCUCGGACUUCAAGUUUGCUGCCGAGGGACAGCGUGCACAUUGCUUCGCCAAAGCUCGAUAAACACAACGCUCUGGCUGGCACGCUUGGCAGCCUCUUGGAGGAUCGUCCAUAUCAAGGCGAUCGCUUAUUACGGAGGUCAGCUACAGAAGCCGUAUCAGAACUCUCCCGGCGAAACUCUACUGCGAGCUUGCAGCCGGUCUCCCCGAUGAGCAGCAGCGGCAACCGUGAUACCGAUAUCGGUUCCUUUGGAGAUCGAAAGCGCACCAUCAGCAGUCAGUCGCUCACAGCAACCGACGCCGCCAAGCUCGCGGCUCAGCUCCGGCGAGCCCGUGACCACCUCUCCGGCACCGGUGAAGAGGACAUACACAGCAGUUCCUCCCGCCGCGGACAUGCCACGUCCUCACUGGGAAAGCUUCCCGAAUUUCGGGCCGAAAAGCCCAUAAGUUCGACAUUUGCCAAGACGCGCACGAAUGAGGCACAGCAGGAGGCGUUCGUGCAACCCGUCGGCUCUGGCUCGAUCUUUUCCGAGGGUUGGACUCAUGCGAAGAAAAUGGGUGCGCAGACUUCGCUUCAAGCACAGUCCAACGUCAAGAAGAUUCGCUAUGUCCUGCCGUAUGGCUUGAGCGGCCCGCCGAUUGAGAAUAAUUCACUCAAUUCAGCGUUGCUCUCACCAGCAUUCGAGGAAAAUGAGUUCGAGUCGAGCUGGGCUCCCGCGUUGGCGAAUGCCGCAGGACUUGGAUCUCGAUCGUCGAGAGGCACGCACAUGCACGGAGAGCUGGCAGCAGAUGGCAUACCGGUAGGUGACAUUUUCGACCUCGAUGGCAAUGCCAUGGUCAAUGGCCCCAACGCCACGCCUUUGCACAUCAUUCAUGGCCUUACCUCCAUUUCCAACGAGCCAUUUCCUCUCGAGGCCACAGAUCUGGCAGCAGGAAGCGACAUUCCAGCAGGUCACACAAUGCUCAUAAAACCUUCCACCAUGCGAGCGAUCGCUCUUACUGUACAGGCUCAAUCUGUGCAGCGGCAACAUACAGUUACUCGGAGGUUCGCCGAUCCGAUGCGCAACUCUUUGGAGCGGGUCGCCAGGGCGUCAGGCCGUCUCGGCGCAGUACCGCGCUCCACCGCGUCUUCAUCCAAGGCGACCGGCCGAUGGGCUCGCUCGCCGAUGUCGCAGCCAAGCACACCUGGUAUACCCAGCUGCAGGAAAUCGGCGCCAAACAGCCCUACUUUCCCGGACCCUGACUUUUCCCGGAAUCCUGGGACAUCUCGUGUGGGGGGCCCAGGUGACGGGAUCGGAGGGCACGCUCAGCAGUCCUAUGCUGCCCAGCUUGUCGACGCUGCUGAACAUCCAGUACGAUCGCUCAAGCGAGUUUGGUCGGGCGGAUUAGCGCGAGGAGGGCUUGCUGCUCUCACUAGCACAGCCGAAGAGCCUUCAUGAGACCAGAUCAGCGCCUCGCCCACUCUUCCGCUAUUCUUCAUAUCCAAUCGAUGUCUAAAUGUAUUCUUUGCAUUUGAAUUGUCUGUCAUGCUCC
Messenger RNA from Tilletiaria anomala UBC 951, 2702 nucleotides. RefSeq lists its product as uncharacterized. Bases 146 to 2608 code for a protein of 820 amino acids. The transcript is spliced from 3 exons. The record is from RefSeq and is a predicted model, not a curated record. Lineage: Eukaryota; Fungi; Basidiomycota; Exobasidiomycetes; Georgefischeriales; Tilletiariaceae.